This is a messenger RNA of Prunus armeniaca (apricot), 1299 nucleotides long. Lineage: Eukaryota; Viridiplantae; Streptophyta; Magnoliopsida; Rosales; Rosaceae. The record is from the annotation of a GenBank genome assembly.
AUGGUUUUGAAGAAAAGCAAUGAUCACUGGGCUUUUCUGGAAGAAAUUGAAGCUCCUAUGUGGGUGGAUCUUACAUUAGAAUCCAACUCAAACAACCAACAUAUUGAUGAUGAGUGGUUUUACAGAAGCCACCUGUUCCACCAAUGCUCUUCUCACCAGUUGAAGGCUGCAUUUUCCAAUUCCGGUGAGGAUAUUAUGGCCUUAAACUAUGACUUAGAGGGACCAUCUUCGCCAAAACUUCCCUCUUCUGUCUCUAAGUCAAGAGGCAAAGACUUUGUAAACAAGAAAUGGAUAGGGGACAACCAGGAUUUUUCAUUACAUAAGCGGAACUCAGAAAAAGUUCUGAGUGGGACAUCUUCCUGCGGGAAUUCAGGGUCCAGUGAUGAGAUGAAACCCAAAUCAAGCUUUAUACAUUUGAAAGGAACAUCGAGUUCCAAAUCAAGUUCAGUUUGUAAAAGCAGUUUCUUUGGAAAUCCCAUACCCAAUUGCUCUAAGCCAAUAUCUUCUUGUGAGGAUCCAACAUGUACUCUGAGUUCUAUGACAAACAGGGCAGAUGAAAGCAGUACAAGAAGCACCAUUACAUCUGAGAGUGACCAGCAGAAACAACAGAAGUUUACGGAGAAAUCAAAUCAGGCGUUGAGUCAAGCAAAUGGGCUAUUGUCAGUCAUAAAGGCUCGUCUGAGGAAAAGCGGUGUUACAAGGCCAGCAUCCAGAGUGGAGAUUAAUAGUGAUAGAAGGCAAUCAAGAGGCCGUAAAUCUUCAUCCAGCAAGUCUAGUGUGGGAUCAUCUUCAAAUCCUUGUAAUGAUGGCAGGACCUCAACAUCUACGUCAAUACAGUACAAAGAAAGAACCCCAGAUAGCAGAAAUGUGGCAAGAAUGACUCAUGCAUCCAGUAACAGAAUAAAAUCUUCUAAAGUAUCCAAGACAACUCAUAAGAUUGAUCGAGGGACUACAAAGUACAGAAUGGCACCUAAUGUUGCAAAGCCAGUCCACCUGGAAGCUGCAAAACCAAAGGUUCAAUAUCAAACUUUCAGAAGGAAACCUUUGGAACCAGUUGGAGUUCAUGAAAAGAAGUCAAUUACCACUACUGUAAAAUCUAAGGAGAAAGCAGUAGUUGGUAGAUCUAACAGAUUGGCUGCCUCUGGAAAAGAGAAUGUGAAAAGGAGGAUCGUUGGGAGUCAGAAAGGCAAUAGCAAAGACAUUGCUGCUGUAACUAUGGUUUGGAGUCCGAAAGGGACUAAAGAGAGCAUUCUGCAAAGGAAUGACAGAACAGGACUGGCUGGAAAGCCACCAGAGUAA